Molecule: messenger RNA, 1590 nt
Organism: Erigeron canadensis
Lineage: Eukaryota; Viridiplantae; Streptophyta; Magnoliopsida; Asterales; Asteraceae
Exons: 9
Coding region: 59-727 (222 amino acids)
Molecular function (GO): protein-disulfide reductase activity
Source: RefSeq, a predicted model, not a curated record
UUCUCAUGAUGAAGAAAACAUAUACAACUCAAAAAUUAAAGAUCGUUGAAAUCGAAACAUGGCAUUUAGGGCGGUUGCAGGUUCAAUGGCAAGACGCCAAUUAUUGACACCUGCCAAUUUUUGUUCGCGUCCAUUUGUUGUUUCUGUUUCAAAUCAUAAUCAUCAUCAAUCCAUCGCUUAUCCUCCUUCUCGGACUACUGGAUUCAGGUUUUCUAUUCGAGCAAUACAAGAGGCAACAACGAACCCUAUAACUCCUACGAAAGGUGAUAAUGCUGGGGGACAACCACAGUCUCCUCCUAAUUGGAAGGUCAAAAUGCUUUAUGAUGGUGAUUGUCCCCUCUGUAUGCGUGAGGUAAAUAUGCUAAAGCAAAGGGAUAAGAACUACAAUGCAAUCAAUUUUGUUGAUGUUAGUUCAGACAAUUAUUCUGCAGAGGAUAAUCUGGGCAUCGACUAUGAAACUGCUAUGGGUAAAAUUCACGCAAUCAUGUCUGAUGGAACUAUUGUCACUAAUGUUGAGGCUUUCCGCAAGUUAUAUGAAGCAGUUGGUCUAGGAUGGGUAUAUGCAAUUACAAAAUACGAGCCCGUUGCAACAAUUGCUGAUGCUGUUUAUGGUGUUUGGGCUAAAUAUCGUCUCCAGGUCACAGGUCGACCACCUUUGGAAGAAGUUUUGGAGGCUCGAAAGAAAAAGGAGGAAUUAUGCAAUGACAGUAAGAGUUGUAGGAUGUAAACUCAGAUCUCUUCUAUUCACAUGUCCAUGGUUUACCUUCAGUGUCUAGCAGAGUAGAGGGAACUCACAAUUGUAUGGAUUAAAGGCGUAAGAACAGGUAGAAUAAUUGGCUCGAUGAUGCGCUGAAAUGUUUGAAUUAUCAUCACUUCCAGUGCCUCCCUACAGUACAAUACAUAUCGUUAAUAUCACACAGUCAGAGAGGUAAAUCACAUAUUAUUACUGAAAACCUAUUUUUAAGCCUUCUGUCGAAUUCAUGCCCCCAUGAGUAACGUUCUUGAACGCGAUCACCAUCAACCGUCUUAAACUGAUUUUAUCUGUGGAUUUAAAGUUAACAAUUCACGGAUAGUAACUGAGAUGAACAAGUGUUUGGUUUAGUUUUUACCUUGCUAAAGAGGAAACUCCUGCAACCUCAUCAUCGGAUGAACUUAUGUUUGGUUGUAGUUCAUCGUCGUCGGUAUUAACUUCCUCCAACCUUCGUUGAAUCAAUGCCAUUAUUGUGUUUUUUGUGAGCUUUAGCUGAUGACGGAAUUGUGGUUAGAAAGUCGUUGGGUUGGUUUGGAUGAAAUUAGAUUCUUAAUAUGUUUGUAAUUAUUAAGUUGAUUAUCUAUUCUAUUUAAAGAAAUGAGGUUGAGCGUCAACUCCUCAGCGUUGGACGCUGUCAAACCCACACUUUGCUAUGUGGAACACCUCUCAUACAUUGUAUUAUACAUCAAAGUUUAUUUUAAAGGAUGGUUAUCUUUAACAUACAUCUCUGAUACAAUGUUUCUUUUCGGGCUAUAACUUUUUGUAUUUAUUUAUUCCUUUUUUUUUCUGUUAUUUGUAAAACAUUCUUUAUGUUAAAUUAAGUAAACUAAUUUCAGAGU